Molecule: messenger RNA, 1223 nt
Organism: Cuscuta epithymum
Lineage: Eukaryota; Viridiplantae; Streptophyta; Magnoliopsida; Solanales; Convolvulaceae
Source: the annotation of a GenBank genome assembly
GUAUUCUCCCCAACUCAUAAUACCUUCUUCUUCACAAAACUCCUUAAAGAAUUUAUCUACAUAGAGUUUUCCACAGCUAAAGAAACAAAGAAACAUUCAACCAUGGCUAUUAGUAUGACAAAAAUUCUGCGUGCUACUAAACCCAGCCUCAGGAGGUCAUCUUCAAGAACUCACAAAGAAAGUGAGGUUCCUAAGGGUCACUUUGCAGUUUAUGUUGGUGAGGGUGAAAAGAAGCGUUUUGUCCUUCCGAUAUCAUACUUGAAUGACACUUUAUUCCAAGAUUUGCUCAGUCAAGCUGAGGAAGAGUUCGGAUUUGAUCAUCCAAUGGGAGGACUCACAAUACCCUGUCCCGAGGCUACUUUCCUUGACAUCAUCUCUAGCUCGAAUUGAUUAUCAUCAUAGAAUACAGAUAGAGAUGACUUAGCGUAGUUUAGUCAACAAUUCUUUUUGUGUAUAUGAGUUACCCUGUACAGUUGAUAUAGAGAUUAUACUAUAAUACUUUGGAGGUUUUUCUGAUUUAUCAUGCUACUCACAACACAGUAACAGAAGUUAGUUCAGACAAUAGAUGAAGUACUCUCUUGUAAUUCAAAUUUUGAGGGAGGAAUAUAUUCGUCAAAGAUAAACUUGAUUGAUAAAACUUUUGCUAGUAUAUAUUAUAUAAUAAUGCUGUUUAAUCCUUUCCCAUUUUCAAAGAAAAACUGUACACUUGUGUUGCUAAGCUAUAUAUAUAAAUUUCGGACCUUACCUUAAAUCACACAUGGAGGGGACGUUUUAAGUCAUGUCUGUGCUGCUUCUGUUACAGUAAAUAAAUGUCUUAUGGAAAGUUAUUCAGAAAUCACAUUUUCUCUCUCUCUAUUUGUUAGGUACUCCCUCUACUUUAAGAAGGUUCGUUUGACAUGGGAAUUGGUAUGAGGCACAUUAUCCAUGCUAAAAAGGGCCUCAGAAAGUGUUCUUCAAGAACAAAUAGAAAAAGUGAGGUUCUUGACAUCAUCCUCAGUUUGAAUAGUAGGGCCUGAGAGACUCUACCAGCAGUUGAAUUUUGUGGUUAAAAUUUGCUAUAAUUACGAUGCGUUCUCUUAUUCAAAUCUAAAGAUAUGUUUUAUAUUUUUAUAUCACUUCUUGAUCAGAAUAGGACACACAAGUUCUGAGAAACUGCAUGCAAGUUCCUGUAAUGUGGUUAAGGUUUUGAAAUAUGAAUUUUCUUCUAAUCAUAACUGUUAAAA